UCCGUGACCCAGCUCCUGCUGCGCUGAGAGCGGGCGGGCGAGCUAGUCGUCAGAGCCCGGGUGCCGCCAGGACCCAAACCCCCAGAUCCACCUAGGGCCCGGUUGUUGUGCGGAGCGCCACGUCUGAUUCCCGGGGUCCGACCUGUUCUGGGGAUGUCGCUGUGUAAUCUCGGCCAGGAUACCCCUUCCGAAGCUCUCGACCUGUCGGUAAAUGCCGCCUGGUCCUUGUGAACACCUUCGCGGCAGAAGCAAGCCCAGAGCUGCGUCCUCCUUUUCGAAAGGCCGGCAACCCAGCGAAGCUAAUGGGCUUACACAGGAGUGGAUGCAGCACGGUCAGCAGCAAGUGGGGGAGGCAGCCUGGGAUUCCAACCCUGGUAGCCAGCUCCACAGCCCCCCUUUCGCUUCUGCGCUGUAGAGCCUGGGCCUCAGUGCCAGAAACCUGGAUUCUGUUCCUCAGCUUCUUCAUCUGUGAGAUGAGGCGGAUGAAAGCACCUCACAGGGCUGCUGUGCUCACGUCACAUUCCGACGGUGUGAGAGCACCCAGGAUGGGCACCCCAGCCUCUGUGGUGAGCGAGCCGCUCCCCGGGCAGGCCCCGCCUGAGGCCCGGGGCCGCAAGCAGGCGUCAGCCAACAUCUUCCAGGACGCUGAGCUGCUGCAAAUCCAGGGCCUGUUUCAGCGCAGCGGGGACCAGCUGGCUGAGGAACGGGCACAGAUCAUCUGGGAGUGUGCUGGGGACCCCCGUAUGGCAGAGGCUUUGAGGAGGCUGCGCAGGAAGAGGCCCCCAAGGCAGAAACCCCUGGGCCACUCACUACACCACUGCAGCCGGCUCAGAAUCCCAGAGCCCCACAAUCCACUGGCCGACGCACAGAGCAGUGCUUCCAGCGAUCAGUACCUGAACACUAGGAGGACAAGUGCCAGGAUCCGUCGGAACUGGAGGAAGCCAGGCCCCACAAGCUACCUCCAUCAGAUCAGACACUGAUCCAGGGAAGGGGCUGGGAGCAGCAGUGUCUUCCCCAGGAAUCAUAGGGACUUUUGCCAAAGGGCCCGGGAAGAUGAAGGAGGAAAAGAGACUUGAGGCAGAUGGCCCCACACGCUGCUGCUGGCCUGCUCAAUUCAGAACAGGAUUGGAGGUGUCCACUGAGCUCUCCAUUGUGUGGGACCCUUUCCUCACCAGGAGAAACAGCGACCGUUUUCGCCUUGACCCUUCCCCAUCUAACACUAUACUUGGACUGCAUGACAUUCCCCCCGGGAUUCAAGUGAUGGGCACUCAAACUAAAGCAUCUCACCACUCCUGCUACUAACCUUCCUGCUAUUAUGACCGAUGGUCCAGCAGACUGUCCUGCACCCCUGCCCCUGUCAGGUCACACGAGGAAACUGGUUUAAAUGGCAAAAUAAAAACAUUUGCAUCAAGA
Molecule: messenger RNA, 1413 nt
Organism: Phyllostomus hastatus (greater spear-nosed bat)
Lineage: Eukaryota; Metazoa; Chordata; Mammalia; Chiroptera; Phyllostomidae
Gene: AVPI1
Product: arginine vasopressin induced 1
Exons: 4
Coding region: 303-980 (225 amino acids)
Source: RefSeq, a predicted model, not a curated record